AUGGGCCCGGCGAUACACCGGAAGUCACCUGCACGGCGGAGGAGUAGUUCAUCCGACCGGUCGAGGUCUCCCAUCAGGAAGCAAUCCCCUCCGAGGAGGAGUAGUCCCUCUCGAAGAGACCGCAGGAGCUCUCCAGGAAGGAAACCAUCUGUCAGGAACAGCCACUCUCAGGGGACAAGAUCGCCCGCGAGGGACAAGCCGCCACAGCAUUACAACAGAUCACCGAGACGAGAAAGGUCGAGAUCACCCGCGAGGGGGAAGAUUGAAACCGCGAGGACGAUCAGAAAAGGGAGUCCAACGUCGCAAGAUUCGCCACCGGAGGAGAAGCUACCAUAUCGCACCAGGUCCCCGAAGCGUGGCAGGUCUAGGUCACCAGUGAGAGAGAGGGCUCCAUAUUCGUCUAGGUCACCUCAACGUAGGCGCUCAAGGUCGCCCAAAACUAGGAGGCCUCCGGAGCAUGUCAGGCCACCCACGAGACAGGUCCAUUCGAGCUUACCCACCAGAGAUGUUUCUUCUCGUUCGCCUUCUCCCCGCACCAAACGACUGAGGAGAGCCCAAGGGGACCGUGAGGUGGGUAAGUCUUCCCAUAUGGAAGAAGGAAGGGAUGCUGCUAGAGAAGAUAGGAGGAGAAACAAAGAAAGGGGAGAGGAUAGAGACAUUCCAAAUGACAGAAGGUCAACUCGUGAGAGGAGUAGUGAUGGGCCUUCCAGGUCACAGAGGCAUCGCUCCAUUUCUCCUGAAGAACCUGGCCAAAGGAGCAAAUCCACGGCACGUGAUGAGGUGUCUGCGUAUAUCUUUACCUUUAGCAUCCUGUUCUUAACAUUAUUCUGAUGCAUUCUGUUUGUUGAAAGGAAUCGCCUUUUCAGUACUGUUUAUGCAGAACUCAGCUGGCAAAGCAAUAGUUUGACAAUAUAGUGCAUUAUAUUUAAUGUCCCACUUACUGUCAUCAUGCGGGUUAUUAUCCUUUCAUUUUAUAAAGGAACGAAAUGAGAUCAAUUCAACUAUUUCAAAGUUAAUAGGUACAUCCAGGGAUUUGUGUUUAAUAAAAAUCCACAAACCAGCCACUCCCUACGAGAGCACAGAUGAGAACGAAACCCCUUCCAGUGCCUGCGGCACAAAAAAAAUAUACAAAUGUUGGAGAUGAGGAUAUAGGCAAAGCAGCAGUUCAUUUACUUUCUGUGCCAAGGUUAAUCCUCUAUAUCUCUUUCCAUAAUUGUCUUUUUGCAGCUCCGUAAAUUCUCUUUGAAAGAUUUUCCUCUGUAUCUCUCUCCUGAUAGCAUGUAAAUUGUAGCCAGAAUGAGUGACCCCCAUUCAUCUUUCCCUUCUUUCAGUUCCUGCUCAGCCCAUCACUUGAUCAGGCUGUCAACUCCUUUAAUGAUAUGGCAUUGCGAUUGUAAGGAGCUGAUCACUCUUUUCCAUGGUACAAUUAUGAUCCUACAGUGUAACAAAUAGAUCCCAACACUUGAAUAUUUAAGGCAAAAAAUAGACAACUAGUGGCUUCAUACCUUUUCUUUUAUUCUGUCACCUGUUGCCUUUUGCCCGUCAUUUACCUGGAAACAGUCACGAUUUUAGUCAUUAUAUGCUUGAAUAUAGGCACCAGCUUCUUCCACAACAAUCUUAGGCUCCUUCAUGGUCUGCAUAAAUCUGAAUCCCCAUUUAUGGCCUAUCUUCGCUCUUUUGUUUUCUACAUCAGGCUGAAUGGAUAAACUACUUCAGCCUUCCAUUUCAGUAGCAAUAAAAGCUCUUUCGGAUUGAAGAUGCUAUCAUGACCCUAUCAGAGACUGCUUUUUUUGUGUCAACAAGUAGGUUCAUUUUUCGCAUGAAUUAGCGGCGGAAUUAAUUUUGCUUGAGAGUAACAUGUUUUUAGAACUUUUUCAAUGUCAGUGGCUUGUUUGAGGGCAUUGGUUUAAAGGGGUUUUGGUAUUUUUCUGAUAUACAACCAUAUUGAUCGCCAUCAUGUGACCCUCAAGCUGUUUUAUUUCUUCUCUAUUUACCUUUUUUUGUCGCUCUCUGAUUGAUUUGCUGUUUUUCCUGGGUUACAGGUGACCAGAGCGAGAGGAGCUGAAGAACAUCGGUGAGUUUAGAAUUUGGAUUCUCUCUCCCUCCCUCCCUCCCUCUCUCUCUCUCUCUCUCUCUCUCUCUCUCUCUCUCUCUCUCUCUCGCACUCUUUCCCUUGACGUGCUCUCUUAUUGCUGAAAACUAAGUUCCUGCUGUAUGUUUUUGAUGCACUCGUAAAGGACAUCGCAUCACCUGCAGGUUAGUGUUUUAGGAUGGAAUGUCUGAUGGUUGGCAGUUACUCCGUGGAGUAGUACGGACAAGUGAGUGAGUGAUAGGCUGUUCUGAUCACAUGAUUUAUGGUUGCACCAGGUUUAAUCAUGUUAAACAGUAUACCACGAGAGUGAGGAGGAAGUCAAGUUUCUCAUGGAGUCAAGAACACAUUGCAAUUAAUUAUGACGUUGUAGACGCCUUUUUUUUGUUCCCUUUAUUUAUAAGUAGUUCUCUCAUAUAAAGCACCCUUCUUUCUCAGAAUGUAAUCAACAGUUUAAACAAUCUGUCAAAUGGAGUAGAUAUGACUUAAGUUUAGCCUAUUAUUUUUUGGUUUGACUGUUGAGCUUGAGCAUUGUACACUUAGUGGAAAUUUUCUGUGACAUAAAACGAGUGAUUUCGAACAUUGCCUCCAUUUGACCUUGUGUGUGAGGGUGGGAUAGUGGUCUCUGCAAGCAAAUAUGGAUGGAUUUUUUUGGCACGCUGCAAUGUGUGGCUAAUUGAUGAAGCUGGAUGAGAAAGGUCUGAUGAAUCAUUUACCAUAAUGCUAUUGGCCCGAAACCAAGCAAUGAGGGGAGCAGAAGCUUUUCCACAAUAUUUAAACUAUUCUUUUCAAACCUGUGGUUCACAUGCAUACUGAAUUCUUGAUGACUCUGCCAUGUGGGCAACAUAAGUCGGAUACAAAAUAAUUUUUUAUACGAUGUUAGAUAAUCAAGACAUCCAGUUCAAGUUCAAUUCACACCGAGUGUAGUAAGCCCAUAUGUCUGACCGCACCAUUUGCCUUCUCUUAGAAUGAAAGCUGUUUUGAAGGUGAUCAUUGAGUUAUUGAGUUAGUAGGAUCUUUGCAAUGAAAUUAGUCUCUGGAAGACCACUGUCAUAGUGAAGGGUACUUGGGUAUUUUGAAUGGGUUAAGAUGGGCUACGAUAAAAAGGUUUUGGUCGGUUUUUUAUUUUUACGUAAUGGAGCUAUCCUAUAAAUGACGUCUCCUCCACUCUCACUUAAAUUUAAGGUGCUGCCCUCGUUUCUCCUGACUGAAAAGAGUGAUCUUAUCUAGUUUGUAGUUCUCUUGUAGUUUCAGCCAUCUUAGAUUAACUAAUGUCCUAGCAGAUUUUGGUGGUCUCACUCGGAUUUAUAGCUAUCCAGUCUGUGCUCAGCUGGAUGUGUCAUCUGUUUUAUAAUGAAUGCCUCCGAUUUGUAACCACCAAACGGCCAUUACCGAUUUUGAACAACCUUGAUGGACAAGCUGUUGUCUUGAGCAGGGAUGGCGACGAGGAUUCUGUUGCUAGAAUGAAGGCUGCUGAGGAGGCAUUAGAAGAGAAACAAAAGGUAUUAUAGGGCUAUGCUUCUGCUCUUUUGAUGAACCUCACAUCUCAUAUAAUUGGGUUAACUGCAUUUCGAAAUUUGAUAUACAGGGUUUCAGACAUCAUAAAACUUUCUGUUAAUUAUGCUUGCUCAUAAAACCAUACGCUCGUUUUUGAUUUCGCAGUCGCGUUAUUUUUACUUAAUAUGAAAUUUUUUCAUCAGAAUUUUGUUUUCAAUCCUCUCUCAGUAAGUCUUCAUUUAAGUUCUUUUGAGAGGUUCCUUUAGAAUUUCAUCUUCAUUUAUUCUUUAACGUGAGACCUGAUAUGCCAACGUCGUUCAUGAUAUGCAGCAAAAGCCUUCAUUUGAACUCUCUGGGAAGCUGGCUGAGGAGACCAACAGAGUUCGAGGUGAUAGCUGGAACUAUGCAAUUUUCAUUUGAAACAUCGAUUCACUAGUUCGUCUUGUUGAUGUCAUUCUCUUUAGUUUUUUUACGUGCUUUGUUACUGUAAACCUUACGACCUGGAAAUCUAGACUUCUUAUUUCUAUGCUAAUGUUCAUCAACUUAGAAAGUAAGUGAAAGUACUGGGAUAGUUUUAUGGAAUCUUAUUACAUGCUCGCAUGGUUUCAGGAACUGUGAUCACUCUCUAAAUAUUUGAAAAGGUCAAACAAACGGGCUAAUUACGGGUUGAAUGACCUGAAAUUGGCGAAUAAUGGAGAUUUUGGCUGAUAAAAGAGUGAGUGAAAGGAUAGAAGAACAGGGGCUUAUCCCUGGCAUAUUCGGCGGCCACAAACUUCCAUUAUUGACUGUCAUUGCGGUGGACUACCCCUAGAGCUCUUCUUUACGUGGGAAAAAAAGGAUUGGGGGAAAGAGGAUGCGUUGGGUGGCUGUUAAGUUUAUUAUAUGCUUAAGAGCCCUAAUGUAAUCGUUUCUUUCAUUUUUACCUUUCACGUGAUGAAAUGCCUGCGUUACGAAAUUAUAUAUACGCCAUUGUUGAAACCCAAGUUGGGAUCUUCUCUCACAUCAACCAAUUUGCGUGAGCCAGUCACCUAAUCAUAGACUCCAUGGAUGCCACAAGAGAACAUGAAAACAUCAGAACGAUAUUGUUGAUCUUCUAGGUUGGGAGAGUCGUGAGCGCUGCUGAUGAAAUCCAAGGUAGGCCAAAUCAUUGUAUUCGGAAUCUACUGUGGCCGUUUAUAUUUUCUUUGGGAAUAUGACCCUCGUUGAAAUUGGAAAUGAAAUUGGACUGCUGAAGAACAAGGGGGAGUCGCACUCUAUUAUAUCUGCUAAGAGAUGGUUGGGGAAGGAUGAGAGAAGAAAAUUCUGUUGAUAGCUUCCUGUUGCUAGCUGCUAGUGGUCAUCCACUGCGAUCUGCUUGUUCAAGGUUAAGGAUUCAGGAGAUGUUGUGGGUAUUUUUGUGAAAAAGCUCCCAUCUAACCUGUUCUUUUAAUCAUGAGUUUUUGGCUACGCUUUUGAUUAUAUAUUAUAUUAUGAUUAUGCCAUUUUUAAUUCCAAGUCAAGUGUUUCCCAUUAAUUAACCUGUUGAGGUUAUCCGAUUCUAAUUCAACAUUAAAUGUGAUCUGAAUUAGAUGAUACUUGGCUGGUGCCUGUACAAACCAGGUGUUAGAUUGGAUGGUGUGGUGCAGCACAACCGCCAUGAUAUGUCAUGUGAAGGUGCCUGUAGGGUACCCAAAGUUCACGAAUUACUAGCUCCAGAUACAAACACCGCUUGUAAAGGCUCAGAUUAUUAUUCGGAAAAUGUGUGAUAUAUAAGCUGUCUCAUAUCUUCAUGUAAAACAUUUCAUGCCCAAUUAUGCAAUUGUUUCAUUUUUACCGAAUAUUAUUUCUAAAAAAAAUAAUAUCACACUUGCCCUCCCAUGUUCCCUUGUUGCCCAGAUGAUGCCUACCAGGGAAUUUUUUUCUUUUUUUUUUUCUAUCCACAGGUAUAACGCUGCUAUUCACUGAGCCAUCAGAUGCUCGUAAACCAGACGUGAGGUGGCGGCUCUACGUCUUCAAGGGCGGUGAAGUCCUCAAUGGUACUGGUCUCCUUGCUACCUUCUCAUUCUCUCUUGGAGCUGCAGAAGCCUCACCUUUGGUUCUACCCCAAAUGAGCAGAGCCGCUUUACGUUCACCGCCAGAGCUGCUAUCUCUUCGGCCGUGAGAGGAGAAUUGCAGACGUUCCCACCGAUCACCCAUCGUGCAGCAAGCAGCACGCCGUUCUCCAGUUCAGGUAAACUCCCACCAGUCUCUCUCCCUCUUCUGUUGGGUUCCCGAAUGUGUCUGUUGCUAUAUGGAGCUCGUGUUCUUCUCCAGGCUUGUGGAGACGGAGCAAGAUGACGGGUUACUGUCAAAGCACGUAAGGUAAAGUAGCAAGCAUAGGUUUGACCAUUUUUCCAUGGGUUUGACCGUUGACGAGUGAGCUGAAUUCCCCGGUUAUCUCUUGUUUUGACUAGGCCGUACGUAAUGGAUCUUGGCAGCACAAACGGAACGUUUCUCAACGUAAGCCCCCCCCCUUGAUCCGUUUUCUUUGGCACGGCUGCAGGGCCGUUUGUUUUGCCAUUUUUGUCAGAAAAUCUGAACCACACGAAUUUUCCGGCGCAGGAUGAGCGGAUUGAGGCCCAGAGAUACUACGAACUUCGUGAAAAGGAUGUCCUCAAGUUUGGUAAUAGCAGGUAAGGAAGGGGGGGGGGGGGAAAUGCUCGUAUGAAAUGCUUCUGUUUUCUCAUAUACUUGCAUGUUCCUCUGUCUCAUAUCCAUUUUGAGCCUCUGAUCCAAGAACUAAUCAUACUCUAAUUAAUUAUCUUCAUUUCUCCAAAGUUUCCUCAUGAAUGAAAUUAUCUAGCAGUGUGCUAGGAUUGGCUUAUUAUUCUGUCUCAUACAUUUCCUGAGGUUUUGCGGUUAUUUAUUAGUAAACUGUUUGUUUCGAAUUGUAGAUAGAAUGAACAGAGCCUGAUCUAUGAGAUCACAGUUUGGACAACUUGGUUUCUCGGGUAUACUUUUUUUAGCAAAAUUAUUGGAGGAAAAAUCAUCAAUUCUGGAUAAUUCUGAAUUAUUGAUUUUUUCUUUGUGAUAAUUCUGGAUCCAGCUGCACGCGCAACUUAGUUUCUCGGGUACAUUUUUUUUUUGUUUUUAGCAAAAUCAUUGAAGGAAAAAUCAAGCUUUAUUUGAAUUAGCUCGUGAGUGACUCAUGGGAAUUAAUGGAAAUUAUAUUUUUUUUGUUCUUGGGUUCUGGUUAUCUAUCCAUCCCUGCCAUUGUUAGAUCACCGUGAGAACUUAUGUGGAAUUUUAUUGUUUAUGUUCGUGAUGUUGGUGGUGAUAAACCCUUCUAGUGGAUUGCUUUUUUUUGGCACGGUCAACGCUUUCCACACUAAAAGGUUUAGUUGCAUCGAUGGUGAUUAAUCCCCAUUUAGAUUACCAUGAGAACUUAUGGGGAAAUUUUAUUGUUUAUGUUCAUGAUAUUGAUAACGAUAAACCCUGGUUUAACAUCGUUUAAUGAUAAUGCUUUCUAGUGGAUUAUUUGUUUUCUUGCCAUUGUCAACGCUUUCUUGACUAGAUGAUUAGGUGCAUCGAUGGUGAUUAAUCCUCAUUGCUUAAAGCACAAUGCUUUCUUCUUCAUCAUUCGGAAGAGAUCAAGGUUUCUUCUCAUAGAAAAUUGAUUCCAGAGUGUAUGUGAAUAAACUCUGAUGAGAAUCGUACGGAGAAAUUGGGGUUGACUUUAGCUUAACUUUCCAUAAUUGGAAAUGAUUAUUAUCUUGCCUGGAGAUGUUGAAUCUGAUACGAUCAGCUGGUUUUCUUGUCGCAGCCGGGAAUACGUCCUCCUGCAUGAGAAUUCUGUCAAGUGA
Spirodela intermedia is the source of this 7407-nucleotide messenger RNA. NCBI's taxonomy places the organism in Eukaryota, Viridiplantae, Streptophyta, Magnoliopsida, Alismatales, Araceae. The record is from the annotation of a GenBank genome assembly.